Molecule: messenger RNA, 1753 nt
Organism: Mugil cephalus (flathead mullet)
Lineage: Eukaryota; Metazoa; Chordata; Actinopteri; Mugiliformes; Mugilidae
Gene: eno1b
Product: enolase 1b, (alpha)
Exons: 12
Coding region: 165-1469 (434 amino acids)
Biological process (GO): glycolytic process
Cellular component (GO): phosphopyruvate hydratase complex
Molecular function (GO): phosphopyruvate hydratase activity; magnesium ion binding
Source: RefSeq, a predicted model, not a curated record
AACACGGAUUCAUGGCGUGUCGUCCGCUCGUGUCGUAGAAGAGAAGAGGUUUUCUCUUCCACUUCCUCUCUCUUACUAGCAGCUUUUCUUCCGCUCUUCAAGUUUUCCUCCCAGGUGGUCUCUCCUCAUCUUAUCUGAGGUCGAUAUCAAGGUCCUGCAGCACCAUGUCCAUUGUCAAGAUCCACGCUAGAGAGAUCUUUGAUUCUCGCGGUAACCCCACCGUGGAGGUUGACCUUUACACGGACAAAGGUUUGUUUAGGGCGGCUGUACCAAGUGGGGCAUCUACUGGAAUUUAUGAAGCCUUGGAGCUCAGGGACAAUGACAAGUCCCGCUACCUCGGCAAAGGUGUCUCACAGGCUGUAGAGCACAUUAAUUCAUCUAUUGCACCUGCACUUGUUGGCAAAGAUGUAUCUGUGGUUGAACAAGAGAAGAUUGACCAGAUGAUGAUCGACAUGGAUGGCACAGAGAACAAAUCCAAAUUUGGUGCAAAUGCCAUCCUGGGUGUGUCUCUGGCCGUUUGCAAAGCUGGUGCAGCAGAGAAGGGGGUCCCCUUGUAUCGCCACAUUGCAGACCUUGCAGGAAACCCAGAGGUCAUCUUGCCUGUACCGGCCUUCAAUGUGAUCAACGGCGGCUCUCAUGCAGGCAACAAACUGGCCAUGCAGGAGUUUAUGAUCCUGCCCAUCGGCGCAAGCACCUUCAAAGAGGCCAUGCGCAUUGGAGCAGAGGUCUACCACAACCUCAAAAAUGUCAUCAAGAAGAAGUAUGGACAGGACGCAACUAAUGUUGGUGAUGAAGGGGGCUUUGCUCCAAACAUCCUGGAAAAUAAGGAAGCUCUGGAGUUGGUGAAGGAAGCCAUCUCCAAAGCAGGAUACACAGAUAAGGUUGUGAUCGGCAUGGACGUGGCUGCAUCUGAAUUCUACAGGGAUGGAAAAUAUGACCUGGACUUCAAGUCGCCUGACGACCCGAGCCGUUACAUCACUCCUGAUGAGCUGGCUGACCUCUACAAGAGCUUUGUGUCCGAUUACCCAGUGGUGUCUAUUGAGGAUCCAUUUGACCAGGAUGACUGGGCGGCCUGGACCAACUUCACCGGCAGCACGGACAUCCAGGUUGUUGGAGACGAUCUGACAGUGACAAACCCCAAUCGCAUCACCAAGGCUGUAGAUGAAAAGGCCUGCAACUGUCUGCUGCUUAAAGUCAAUCAGAUUGGCAGUGUCACCGAGUCAAUGAAAGCUUGUAAGAUGGCCCAGGAGAGUGGCUGGGGUGUGAUGGUUAGUCAUCGCUCUGGUGAAACUGAAGACACCUUCAUUGCAGAUCUGGUGGUCGGAUUAUGCACUGGACAGAUCAAGACUGGAGCUCCCUGCCGCUCUGAGCGUUUGGCCAAAUACAACCAGAUUCUCAGAAUUGAAGAGGAGUUGGGAGACAAGGCUCGGUUCGCUGGGAAGAACUUCAGGAAACCACUGGAGGCAUAAAUGAAUAAAAGAUUCACUUCACAUAUGAGUGAAUUCAUAGGCGUCCAAGCAGUAACGAUGUAGAUGUGCUUACAUACUACCUGCUGUAAUAACUUAAUAGAGAACAUACUGUAAUUAAUGCAAAUGUGACACUUUACAAUCAAGUUCUUGUUUUUUAAGGUGAAGUAAGAUAUUAGACCUAAAAUAGAACGUGACUGAUAUUUAUUUACAGCAUUUAAAAACUGUAUUAACAACAACUGCACUUGGAGACAAAAUUAAUAAAAAAACUUUUGUUAGUGAUAAAA